Messenger RNA from Solanum pennellii, 3451 nucleotides. Its product is annotated as putative late blight resistance protein homolog R1B-16. NCBI's taxonomy places the organism in Eukaryota, Viridiplantae, Streptophyta, Magnoliopsida, Solanales, Solanaceae. Bases 534 to 3113 code for a protein of 859 amino acids. The transcript has a single exon. The record is from RefSeq and is a predicted model, not a curated record. Gene Ontology annotation, biological process: defense response to other organism. Gene Ontology annotation, molecular function: ADP binding.
UUGGGUAGUUUUAUCAUAUUUAUAGCUUUGCUUCUGGGAAUUAAAGGCAAGGUUGGUGGAGAAUUAAAUUAGUAGCAGUACAAUUGUAAUAGUAGUCUAAAGCUAGUGGAUUGCAUUGUCAACAAACUAGUUGGCAAUCCACUGACUUAAUCAAAGAAAACAACAUUACAUUAGAUGAGUACUACUUCCUCAGUCAGUUUGACUAGACAUGGAGCUUAAGAAACAAAGGGAGAUUUUUGAAUCUUGUGGUCUUUAAACUGUCCAUGUAGAAUGUUGGAAUAAAAACACUUAAUAUAGAAUGAGACACUCUUUUGGGAUAAUACCAAAUGAAAAGUAAGACGCUUAAAUUGAGACGGAGAGAUUAGUUUGAUUGAUUAUGAGAAAAUGACUCUAUAAGAAAAGUCAAUUGUGUGGGAGGUAUUACUUCAUUCAUGUGCUUCACCUUCAUGACUGUUUCAUAUAUUUGACUAAUAAAGCCAAGUGCUCACAGAAAAAAGAAAGCAAAGAAACAUAAAAUUCAAAGAGGAAACAAAAUGGCUUAUGCUGCUCUAUCUUCACUUAUGCAUACACUGCAACAACUCCUUCAGUCUAAAUCACCUUUGAUUUGUACUGGAAACACCUCUAUACAACAACAUGUUGAAUCUCUUUAUCAAGAUCUAUGUGAUCUUCAAGUUUUUCUUGAGAACACCACAAUCGAAGUCAAAGAUAUUGAAGAUGUCAAAGUUUUAGAGGAGAAGAUCAAAGAUGUAGUCUACAAGGCAGAAGAUAGAAUUGAUUCAAGCUUGAGAAGCAUCAUUCUACUAGAUAAUGGAGACAAUGAUCGCGAAAUGGCUUGUAAAGCCUUCAAUGAGGAAUUGCAACAAGUGGAAAAAGAAGUUUGUUUUCUCAAGCAAGAGGUGAUGGUGAUCAAGUUUAACAAGCAUAUUGGAUUUAGCAAAUUACCAGAAUCAACAACUUUCCCUUCAUCACGAAAAAGUACAAUCGAGGAAAAGACAGUUGUUGGGAUGAAAGAUGACCUCAAUUCCAUACUAAAUUGCAUCAAUGCUCAGACAAAAGAGCUAAUAGUCAUAUCAGUUGUUGGUAUGGGUGGUAUUGGUAAGACAACUCUUGCCAGUAAAGUUUUUGAUGAUUCAAUGAUUCGUUCUCAAUUUGAUAAACAUGCAUGGGUCACCAUCUCUCAAGAUUAUAAUAAGAGACAAAUGCUUCUUGAAGUUGUCUCUUCAAUUACUGGAAUCAAUCAAGAAAACAUGAGCAAUGAUAAAUUACUAGAUACUGUGUACAAAGGUCUAAAGGGUAGAAGAUUUCUAGUUGUCAUUGAUGAUCUUUGGCGUACUGAGGCUUUGGAUCUGAUGCGAAGAAUAUUUCCAAAUGAUCACAAUAAAAGCCGAAUUAUAUUAACCACUCGUCUCAAAACUGUUGCUGAUUAUGCUAGCUCCCCUGAUUUUCCUCCUCAUGAUAUGUCUUUUCUAAGUUUAGAUGAUAGUUGGAAUCUAUUUACCGAAAGACUAUUCAAAAAAGAUCCUUGUCCUCCACAACUAGAAGUAAUAGGGAAGCAUAUCAUACAACAAUGUCAAGGAUUACCUCUAUCCAUUGUUGUCAUUGCUGGACUUCUUGGCAACAUAGGACGGACACAAGAUAAUUGGAAGAAAAUUGAGGAAAAUUUGAACUCAUUCUUUGGUAAGGCUUCAGAAAAGUGUCAAGCUAUUCUUUCUUUGAGCUACAAUUGCUUGCCUCAAUACUUGAAGGCAUGCUUUCUCUAUAUAGGAAGUUUUCCUGAAGAUAUGGAGAUUCAUGUUUCGAAGUUGAUUAGCUCGUGGAUUGCUGAGCAUUUCAUAAAGGCAAGAAGCAAUACAAGGUUAGAAGUGGUGGCGGAGGAGUAUCUACAAGAGUUAACAGACAGGAGUCUAAUUUUGGUUCGUGGACGAAGGGCUAAUGGAAGGAUCAAAAUAUGUAAAAUUCAUGAUCUUCUAAGGCAGAUGUGCAUAAGAGAAGCUCAAAUCGAAAAUGUUGUGCAUUUCACAAACAAUGAUAUCUCAGAUGGUAUAAAUGAUCAUCGUCGAGUGAUCAUUCCAUAUCUUAUUCAGGAUUAUUUUCGUGAUCAUCCAAAUCAUAGGAAUGGUAAGAUUACAACCCGCAGCUUGAUCUUUUUGGGACGUCAAUCUUAUGAAGUUACUGGAAUAUAUUACUGGCCCUAUAGUAUUUCAGAUUUCAAGCUGCUUAAGGUGUUGGAUGCACAUGAAAUCGGCUUUGAUUUCUCUCGUAUAAUACCUCAACUUGUACAUUUGAGAUACGUUGAUGCAAGAGUUAACGAUCCUUCUUCACUGGCCAAGUUGUUCAAUCUACAAUCCAUAAUCAUUUAUUCACAGAAGAAGAAUGUGCAGCUCCCAACGGAGAUUUGGACAAUGUCCGAGAUAGAACGUGUGGAUAUAACAGAUGUAGAUAUGCCUAAUCCUCCUAUUGGAGAACAGCCUUUGUUUAUGAAUAACUUGCAUACACUUGCUGUCAAGUCCUCUGCUGUUGUGUUGAAAAUCUUGAGAAGCAUUCCCAAUCUGAAUAAGCUAAAGAUAAACGAUGUACGGAGAACUGAGUGGUAUGCUUUCCUUGACUGUCUUAUUGUUCUACAGGGACUUGUGACACUAAAUAUACAAGCAGCAGCAUCACUCAAUAGUCCAUUCUUUCUCUCUAGAGAUAUUUUCCUGCCUAAUCUUACCAAACUGAGUUUAAAUUCUACAUUUUUUCCAUGGGAAGAUAUGGCAGUGUUGGCUAAGUUACCAAAUCUUGAGGUGCUCAAAGCAGAUAAUGCAUUCUGGGGAACAGAUUGGAAACUAGAUGAAGAUGUUGUGUUUCCUAAAUUAAAUUGUCUAGCAGUUCGUCAUGGAAAUCUGGAAAGAUGGGAAGCAACAAGUGAUAAUUUUCCGAUGCUUGAGGAACUAUACCUGUCUUGGUUGCAUUUCCUAGAGGAGAUUCCAGAGAGUAUUGGAGAAAUAAUGACGCUGAAAUCAAUCGAAAUAAGAGGUUGUAACUCUGCAGUCAUCACUAGUGCAAAGCAAAUUCGAGAAAAUCAAGAAAUUUAUGGUAACUACGAGUUUCAACUUCGAUUUGUGAGAUAUUGAAAUAAGGUACUUGUACUCUUUGAUUAUUAGCCAAUUCAUAAUAUGCUCAUAGUGUGAUUUUUUGUUUUCAUUGGUGACUCGAUCCCAUAACCUUAGUGUUUGAGGUUUACUGAGAUUGUAUCCUAGGCAGCCUCAGUCAAUUUUUUAAAGUACAGGGGAAGGAAAGGAUGAUCAAAGAUGAACUUUAGUCUGUUGGUGUUGGUGUUGGUGCUGUUUACACAGUGUAAAUGAGAUGUAGUAGUAUUUUUGAAUCUUUGAUCCAAAACAACUGAUCUUGAGAGUUUAAGCAUGUUUCUUUCUUUAUAAAAAGUAGUUACAUACAUGUAUAUGACAUAAUA